CGGGCCGCCGUCACAAGGCCGACUGUGUGCGUGCGUUCGUGUGUCGCAGCCCCUGCGCUCCGUCACCGCCAGCAAGUGUCUGUUUCCGCAAUUCAACGCGCUUACACGAGGCUCGAAUUGGUGGCCACCUUUUUUUCUCAGGACGCUCGCGUUCUGUCUUAAAAUAGACGGCAGUACUUUCUCUCCUUGCCCUGUUGUCAACACAAGUCAAGCACACUGUAGUCAACGAGCGCAGUGUCAAAUGUGCAGGGUUUAAUCUCGGUUGAAAGUCAUUCUUGGAUUGUGCCGGAGGAUCAGUAGUGAAUAGAUCACCGGUACUCGAGUAAGGAUGCUGUCGGUGGUUCAGCAACACUGAACUUGAACUAAGCCAUCCUGUUGUGGUAGACACCUUUUCGGCGACUAGCGGUGAGAGGAAGGAUCGUGCGUGCAAGACCCGUGGCGACUGCUGCUUCGCCUUGUGGUGCAUACUAGACCCGCCUAAAGGAAUUUCAAGUGUGCGCUGGACAAAAGAGAGGGGUAGGGGGGACUGGACGCGGUCGUAAGGUUAACCCGACAUGCAGAGCGCGAGGAGGACUUGAGAGCAUGAGGUUAAAAGUUGGCAGUUACUAUUCGUGUGAGCAAGAGGGGCAAGGGUUUUAUGCUUGCCUGGCCUGACAGCUCGCUUGAUACGACUGUGAAAGUAGGCGAGCUUUGUCGAGUGCGCUUUGGAAAAUUUCACGUGAAGUGUAGCGAGGAAGAUUUCAGCGGAUUCCACAGGCAGUGAGGCACACGCUCAACAGUGCAGCGAUUCGUUGGAUGUGAUUUUUGCGCAACCUCCGCCAACCCCCAUCCCCUCAGCGUCACUCUGCUAGACGCACUUUCUCGAUAGAGGAGACAGCUGAGAGGCAGUGUACCUGCAGCAGUGGUAGCCAGUCGCCUGCCGUUCACAUCAUGGCGGCGAGGACGGUGCGAGUGGUUGGGUUAUGAAAGUUUAUACAGGCGGUGGAUUGUACAGUGGAUAUGACAGGCGGACAUACACUUAGUGCAGCGAACUUGGCAUGGCUUAUGUGCCUGUUGGUGUGGGCUAGUUGCUGUUUCAGAGGUCGCAACUGUGAGGUUGAUAUAGAUGACUGCUCAGACAACAAAUGCCACAAUGGGUCAAAAUGUAUUGACCUUGUAAAUGGAUACAGAUGUGAAUGUCCUCCAACUUACAAAGGGCAGUAUUGUAAUGAAGACGUUGAUGAGUGUGGUAAUGUGACUGGGACACCAUGUCAGAAUGGAGGAACUUGCCUCAACUACCCUGGAGGCUACCAGUGCAUCUGUGUGAAUGGCUGGACCGGGAAGAACUGCACCAUUAACGAGGAUGAUUGUGCCAAACAGCCUUGCUACAAUGGUGGCACAUGUCUUGAUCGCGUGGGAUACUUUACAUGCGAAUGCCCUCGAGGCAAGACAGGACUGCGCUGUCAUUUGGAAGAUGCCUGUGAAAGCAAUCCAUGCUAUGCUUCUGCAAGCUGUGAGACCUCACCUAUUAAUGGUGAUCCUAUCUGCACAUGUCAGAAAGGGUAUCGUGGGGCAGAUUGUUCUAUUGACAUCGAUGAGUGCCAAGAAAGUACAACAACAGUAGUGUGUGAGCAUGGAGGUACUUGUCAGAACAUCCCAGGAACUUACCAAUGCAAUUGUCCAGUGGGUUUCACAGGGCGCCGGUGUGAGAAAAAUAUAAAUGAAUGCCAAUCUGAACCAUGUCAGAAUGAUGGUACCUGUCUUGAUGAACGCGGUGCAUACAGAUGUAUUUGUAUGCCAGGAUAUACUGGAAUCAACUGUGAGACAGAAAUAGAUGAAUGUGCAAGCAAACCCUGUGCAAAUGGUGGCGUGUGCGUUGAUGAAGUCAACAGGUUCCGCUGCAGAUGCCCUCCUGGGUUUGAAGGAUCUACCUGUGCCACUGAUAUCAAUGAGUGUGAAAGUAAGCCUUGUUUAAAUGGUGGGUCAUGCCGUGACCUUAUUAAUGGGUACACCUGUGCUUGCAGACAAGGAUUCAGUGGUCAGAACUGCGAAGAAAACAUAGAUGAAUGUCGAGAAAUUAACUGUGGCCAUGGAACUUGCAUUGAUGGCCUAGGCUCUUACCGCUGUGAGUGUCUUCCAGGUUACACUGGCCCAAACUGCAACCAAGACAUUGACGAAUGUAAAUCAGAACCCUGCCUAAAUAGUGGAUCAUGCUUUAAUCUGAAGAGCGGUGAAGGCUAUGAAUGUCGCUGUCUAGAUGGCACUAGAGGUCGGAAUUGUGAGAUAGAAGACAACGAAUGUGCUAGCAAUCCUUGUCGAAAUGGUGCCACCUGUCGUAAUGGCAUCAACAGAUACACAUGUGAUUGCAAGCAAGGUUUCACAGGAGUCAAUUGUGAGUCGGACAUAGAUGAAUGUGCAUCUAAUCCUUGCCACAAUAAUGGCACUUGUACUGAUCUGGUCAACGGCUUUAAGUGUUAUUGCCCUCCGGGAUAUUUUGAUGCCACAUGCCAGUCAGACAAAAAUGAGUGUGCAUCAAACCCCUGUGUCAAUGGUGGCACUUGCCGGGAUAUACUCAACAAGUUUGAGUGUAUUUGUCCUCCUGGAUAUGGCGGCUUCCGCUGUGAGCAAGACAUUGACGAGUGCAUGUCAAACCCAUGUCAACACGGCGCUGCUUGUUACAAUCGUCUUAAUGCUUUUGUGUGCCAGUGUGCCUUGGGUUAUACAGGUGAAUUGUGUCAAACUAACAUCAACGAGUGUGCCAGCAAUCCUUGUGUAAAUGGAGACUGUAUUGACCAGGUUGGCGACUACAGUUGUCAUUGCCGAUUACCUUACACUGGCAAAAACUGUGAAACAGAAAUGAACCCAUGCAAACCAAACCUAUGUCAGAACAAUGCGCAGUGUGUUCCGAGUCAGAACUACCAAAGCUUUGAAUGUUCUUGUCCUUCAGGCUUUGCAGGUACCCUGUGUGAUGAUGAUAUCAAUGAAUGUGCUCAAAGUUCCCCAUGCAGGAAUGGUGGAACCUGCCGAAACACCCGUGGCUCCUACAUAUGUGACUGUCCCAAUGGAUACGAGGGGCGUCAGUGUGAGAUCAAUCAUGAUGAUUGUGAUCCCAAUCCAUGCCUAAAUGGUGGGACAUGCCUGGACCUUAUUGGAAACUACCAGUGUCAAUGUGUUAGUGGCUUUGGGGGACAGCAUUGUCAAACUGACAUUGACGAGUGUGCAUCUAACCCCUGUCAGAAUGGUGGAACUUGUCAGGAUUAUGUCAACUCCUUCACCUGCUCUUGCCGCCCUGGUUUCAGUGGAACCCACUGCCAGGAUAACAAUGAGGACUGUACUUCCAGUUCCUGCCUCUAUGGUGGAACCUGUAUUGAUGGUGUAAACCAGUACAGCUGUGUAUGUGCACCAGGCUACACUGGUUCUAAUUGUCAGCAUCACAUAAAUCCAUGUGAAUCAAAUCCUUGUAUCAAUGGUGCCACCUGCUUCAACAGAGAGACUGGCUAUGAUUGCUACUGCCCUUACGGGUUUACAGGUCCACGAUGUGAGGGUUUUAUAGACUGGUGCAGUCAACGUUUGUGCCAGAAUGGUGCUCAGUGUGAGCAGGUUGCCAAUGACUAUCGGUGUUACUGCACGUCUGGUUACACAGGUGUUCGAUGUGAUGUGCCAUCAAAGUCAUGUGCCAAUGCAGCUGAAUCAAAAGGUGUUCCUGAAAAUAAACUGUGCCAGAAUGGAGGGACUUGUCAGAACAAAGGAAACACACAUGUGUGCAGUUGUCAAAAUGGGUUUGAAGGCUCAUAUUGUGAGAAUGAAACCAACGAAUGUCUCUCAGCUCCAUGUCAGAAUGGGGCUACCUGUAAGGAUCAGGUGGGCAGAUACACCUGCCAGUGCGCACCAGGUUUCCAGGGUCAGAACUGUGAGUUUAACAUCAACGAGUGUGCCAACCAGCCCUGUGCCAAUGGUGGUACCUGUCAUGACCUGACCAACAACUUCGUUUGCUCCUGCCCUCCUGGUGCACUAGGAUUACUGUGUGAGAUUAAUGAAAAUGAUUGUGACUUCAAUUCUGUCUGCCACAAUGGAGGCACAUGUGUGGACAGGGUUGGAGGGUACGAGUGUAUUUGUCCAUCAGGCUUUGUUGGUCCCCACUGUGAAGGGGAUGUCAAUGAGUGUCUUUCCAACCCAUGCUCUCCCUUGGGUAUGCAGGCCUGCGUACAGCUUGUUAAUGCCUUUCGUUGUGACUGCAAAGCAGGUUGGACAGGAGCAAGGUGUGAGACACGCCUUCAAUGUGACCAGCAACCUUGUCGUCAUCAGGGCACCUGUACGGAUUCUGACCAAGGUCCUGUGUGUCACUGUCCCCAGGGUUACUCUGGCAGCUACUGUGAAUUCACAUCAUCUGCAUGUGAAAGUGGACCUUGCCUACAUGGAGGCACAUGCCAGCCACAACAAGAUGGCUACCUCUGCGUGUGUCCUGCUGGAGCAUCGGGGGAACAGUGUGAGGAGGACAUUACAAAUGAGUGCCAGUCAUCCCCCUGUACCAACAAUGGCCAGUGCUUGGAUAGAAUUGGUUACUAUGAGUGCAACUGUCCUUUACAUUGGACUGGUGUGCACUGCCAGGUGUAUGAUGAGAACUUCAAAGGUGGCAUUGGGCGACCUGUCACCUCACCAACUGCAGCACCCUCAAAUCUCUGCAGUCUGCACAACUGUUCUUCUAAGACUGGCAAUGGAAGAUGUGAUACGGACUGCAACAUCCCAGCAUGUGGCUUUGAUGGGCUAGAGUGCACAUUCGGAAUGCAGCCAUGGCAGAACUGCACGCAGCAAGUUCAGGAAAUUUCAUGCUGGCAGCUCUUCAAGAAUGGAAUUUGUGAGGCUCAGUGCAACACUCAGCAGUGUCUCUAUGAUGGUUUCGAUUGCCUGCAACCAGUGGGUGAUUGCAACCCAGUCUCUGACUUGUACUGUCGGAAGAUGUACCAUAAUGGUGUGUGUAACCCGGAGUGCAACACUCGCUCUUGUGACUGGGAUGGGCUUGACUGUGAUGACACACCUGAACAGCUUGUGCCAGGGAAACUUUACAUUAUUGUUCUCCUGACAAUGGAUAAUUUUCUGACUGUCAAGGUGACAUUUAUGCGCGAACUGAGCCAUCUUCUGCGGGCAAAUGUGCGUGUCAAACGGGAUAGCAAAAAUCAGGAAAUGAUCUACCCUUGGAAUGGAGCCAGUUCAGGAUCGGCUGUCAUGGACGAAAGUCUUUAUCGUUCUCGGCGACAAGUGCUUUCUAUUUUUCGAGACCGAAGUCCUCGUUCAGUCACCGAGGCAACCUUGCAAAUCAGCGGAACUCAAGUUUUUCUUGAAAUCGACAACAGAGGUUGUCGCAAAAGUUUUGAUUUGUGCUUUGACACAACUGAACGGAUUGCUGAGUUCCUGGCAGCUGCUUUGAGGGAGGGUGGAACAGAGUUCUCUGCGCCUGUGUACAAAGUUGGAACGGACACUGUUCCAAUCACUGAUCCUCCGUCGUCAAAUGUACCCGUGGUAUGGGUAGUAGCUGCUUGUGGCAUUUUAGUGGUUAUCACCAUCGUUGUCAUAGUUGUUGUUUCCCGUAAACGUGUCCGAGGCUUUACAUGGUUCCCAGAAGGCUUUUUUCAUCACCAAGAAUCUUCGAAACCAGUCAGUCGCCGUGGCCCUGAUGGAGAAGAAAUGAACCACAUCCAAAAAGGUUCCAUGGAUGAUAAUGAUAAUCAUACCUCACCACCUCCUAGCAAUGAGAACUGUGGCGAGGAGGAUGAAGAGGAUCAUCCACUUCCAAAAAGAGCCAAGGUGACAAAGGAAGGUGAGGGGUGCGAAAGCACGCACAUGGACCAACGCCAGUGGACACCACAGCAUCUGCAGGCAGCUAACAUGGCACACCCUUCCUUGUUGGCCUUGACCCCUCCACAGGGAGAAGAGCUUAGUGGGGUGAAAGAUGUUGAUGUUAGAGGACCAGAUGGCUUAACUCCUCUCAUGCUGGCUUCUUUCCGUGGAGGAGGCCUGGAGCUUGGCUGUGAAGAUGAGAGUGGGUCAGCAUCUGGGUCUGGAGAAGGAGGUGACAGUGACAACACUUCCGUUGAUGUCAUAACCAGUCUCCUCAUGCAGGGGGCUGCAAUCAACGCACAAACAGAUCGGACGGGUGAAACCUCGCUGCACCUGGCAGCCAGAUAUGCUCGGGCAGAUGCAGCUAAAGUAUUGCUGGAUGCAGGUGCUGACCCAAAUACCCAAGACAGCACUGGCCGUACACCGCUGCAUACAGCAGUAGCAGCUGAUGCACAGGGUGUUUUCCAGAUCUUGCUUCGCAAUCGUUCCACAAAUCUAAAUGCUCGCAUGUUUUGUGGGACCACACCCCUUAUCCUUGCUGCUCGUCUUGCUAUUGAGGGGAUGGUAGAAGAUCUCAUCAAUGCAGAAGCAGAUAUAGAGGCUACAGAUAACAAAGGUCGAACAGCACUUCAUUGGGCGGCAGCUGUCAACAAUGCUGAUGCCGUUCUGACGCUGUUAAAACACAAUGCCAAUCGUGAUGCCCAGGAUAAUAAGGAUGAAACUCCAUUGUUUUUGGGCAGUAAGGAGGGUAGCUAUAAUGUGUGCCAGAUAUUGCUAGACCACUACGCAAACAGGAAUAUCACUGAUCACAUGGAUCGUCUUCCAAGGGAUGUUGCACUUGAACGGCGACAUCAUGACAUCGUGCAACUUCUCGAUCAAUAUAAAAUGAAUUCCCCUACUCCUCUAUGCCUGGGCCCUACUCAUGGUACUUCCCCUGCGCCUCUUGCCUUUGUGCAGCAAGGCAAGCAGCCAAAACAGACCAAGCGCCGCACCACCAAGCAGGCUUCCAAAGCCAGUGUGGUCUCCCCCACUCACACCAAGGCUCCGCCCGCUAAUGUCAGCAGAAGCAAGCCUCGUAAAAAGCGAGCCACGCAAGUUCCCACAGGCACUGCAAUGCAGUCGCACAGUGAACCUUCAUCCGUGGGCACAAUUUCACCAGGGUACUCUGUGGACUCGCAUUCUCCACCCUGCUAUGACAUUACACCUCCUCCUCGUUAUGAAAAUGCUGCCUUGGUCUCUUUGCACCAACAGCAGCAGCAGCAACAACAGCAGCAACAAGGUGGGCGAAGUGGGCUGGAAGAUGUGACGAGUGUGCCGCAGCCAGUGCUGGAUGACUAUAGAGUGAUGAACGCUCAUUACAGCAACCCUAUGGAUCAUUUUCUUGACUGGCCUCUGCACCCACAGCAGCAACUUCCCCCACCUGUGCUUCCAAAGCCUAAAGCAGCCCCCAGCCCUCCAAACCAUGCAGUCCCCUCUCCCAUCAAAGCAGCCAAGACCCUGCCUACCUCCCCAACCCACAUUCAGGCAAUGCAAAGGGCAGCUCAGCAGCAACAGCAUUCACAAUUGCCUGACUACUUGUUUCAUGCACCAAGCUCUGCUACCGGUGGCUGUGACUCCCAUACCAUUCCUGUCUUCUCCCCUGCGCUCACCACCAAGAUAAUGCAACAGCAACUUCUGCAGCAACAGCACCACCAGCAGCAGCAACAGUCAGUUUUGCCCCUUCAGACCUUCACACCUGACCAGUACCCAACUCCGCCAUCACAGCACAGUCAUCAAAGCGAUUCUCCACCACAGCACAUACCUACUGUUGUGCCUGACCACCACUACCUGACUCCUUCCCCAGACUCUCCAGGACAGUGGUCCAGCUGUUCACCGCACUCAGCUCAGUCAGACUGGUCUGAGGGCAUAUCCAGCCCAGUUCCACUCAUUUCACAGGUUUCUGGUCAGACAAAGCGUGUGACAGACCCUGUGUACUUGUGAUGUGUGCAUCUCCAUGCCUUAUCAUUGUUGCUGCUGCUGCCUUCUUGUUUUAUGCAACUUAUGCUUGUGAAUGCUUGCAUUUCUGAACAUUAUGUUUGUAAAGUGAUGGAGAAAAAUGCUGUGACAUCUUUACAAAAAUAUAGUCUGUGUAAAGAUUUUUAGAAACCUUAUCAUCUACUGCAGAAUUGAUUCAUCAUUGUUUAUUGCGGUGACUCAAAAAGCACUGUUCUUUGCACAAGAUUUCUGUGUGGUUUUCUUGUCAGCAUGAAGAAUACAGCUGAAAAUUUAUAAGAAUUGUGCAUUUUCUGUGGCUACCAUUUUUUGUUGUUGUUGCUCUUCCUGACAGCUUUUGUGUAGUAGCUGGGAAGCUGUGGCAUGCUUUGUGGAAGAAGGCAGCCUUUUAUUUCCCAUGUACAAACAUUAUUCCUAUGGACUUUAUUAUUACACAGGGUCAAAAAGGUGGUCUAGCUAAUCAUCAAAGGCAGUUAAGCCAGGUUGAGGUAAUGCUCUCAUUUUGGGAUGUGCAAGACCUGCUGUCUGCUCAUGACCUAGCAUGAAAAUAAUUGGAGUUACAGGACAGUUUAAUACUGGCUGCUGAUGAUGGACAGCUGUUUUGUGUUAAGAGAACAAACACAUUUAAGUGACCUGGAAUGAAGUGGAUUCUUGUGACCCAGAAAUGUUACAUGUUUCAAUGUGCACGAUGAGGUUGAGCUUUUGGGUGUUGCUGCAUGCAAAGCCUGUACAAACAGGUGUGUUUCUUUGUCUUGAGAGUGAAAACUAACACAGAUCAAUAUUGGCACUCUCUAGGUGCACUUCUUUCAGGGUUAGGUUAAAUUUGUAUUUAAUGCCCUUUAACAGAUUUUUUUUAAUGAAAGAAUUACAAGAAAUCUGGCAGAUUAGUAAUAUUUUGAAUGCUUUAGACAAGAAGACAACAGUUAACUUUUUUUGUAAGUUUUUUUCUUUUCUGUGUUCUUGACUUCCACUUGCAUUUUACUUAUUUUACUUGCACAGACAGACAGGACUUAUAAUAAAGAAAAUUUCUUCUAUAUAUAUAAAAGAUGAAAUCAAAUUUUUUGCAUUCAAACUUAACAAAAUUCAAACCUUCCAAAGUAUAAUCACUUCCAAAAACUUCGGUUUCUGACAUCCAUGCAAUGCUUUUCAGGACUAUCUCAAAAUCAUAAGAGCACACAUGAAAAUUACCAACUGUGGGAACAUUAGAAAGUCUGUCUUACUGAGCAUGAUAUUUUAUUUUUGUCAGUAAAAUGCAAACUAAAUUCAUCUUAUGUAUUCUCUCUGUAACAAAUGUCUGAUCCUUUUGAUAUUUUUUUUAAUUUUUGACACCAAUGUUGGUCUCGAUAUCUUUUGAUUUUCUUUAUUCCCACAUCAGAUCUAGUCUUUGCUCAGUUUAAAAGGAAUUUUAUCUACAAGAUUAGUUCAUUUUCUUCUAGUCUUUGCAAGAAAAUGUUCAACCAGAUUUCUUUCAGUUAUUUUUGCAAAGAAAUGUUUUUCUGCUAGCGCCUUGAAUACACGAAGAAAGUAUUGGUGUAAUAUCCAGAAAACGGCAGUUUGCUUUAGUGCACUGUGUGAGAAUGGAAAGGUGUCAGUUGCUGUCUACACUUGCUUGAAAACCUUAUUGUAGGAUGUAUCAAGCUGUAACAUUGGUGCCUUACUGUUCUGUGACUGAUCCAUACAGGUGGAGAGAAGAAAAGUAGUCACAAAUGGACAAUUUAUUACCAGUAUAUUUUGAUGAUCAGUUUCAUACAAUUGUAUUUUGCGCAGAUCUCUUUGUAGAUGUCUCAGUGAGUUAUUGUCACAUUAUGUCUGUACAUGUGUUGUGGCUGUGCUGCUGAUACAUGUAUCACUUUGUGAUUCUUUGCCACUGACUAGAAUAUUGGCCAUUUUGUGGGGUUAGGAAAUGUGAGGAGUUUAAAGGGAUGCUCACUAAAGUUUUUUUUUUAAUUAAAGCCCUGUCAAGACACGCUUUUGAGCUAACUGGAACAAACACUGGGUCAACACUUUUCAGUCAUAGUAUUUAUCUUUUCAGUCAUAGCAUUUCUCUUUUUUCCUUAAAUUCUUAACUGCUUUUUGGAGUCAAUGAACAAAAGCUUAUUUUAAGACAAGUGAACAAUAAGCAAACAAAAGUAUUUACAGGAAUACUCAUGAAUAUUCUGGACUUUUGAAGUUGAGUUUGCUAGGAAGGAGAUAAGUGUGUGUAUGAGAGGGAGUGGGGGUUAUGUACACAUACAUUUAUGCUCAUUUGUACAGAAAAGCUUUUUGGAAUAGGAGUGAGAGAAAGUGAUGGUUACAAAAAUGUUUUACUGAUGUGGCACCAUGAAAAAAGAGAUGUCUUAAACAUGACGGGCUUCAAAUUGAAAAGUAAGCACAAAAAAAAAAUGGUAGGUCAUUGGAAAUCUCUUUUUUUUUUUUUAAUGCAUAUAUUUUCAUGAAAACUGAAAGGCAGCUUUGGGACUUUUAAGUAAUCAUUAAAAAAUAAGAAAUGAUCAAAAUACGUAAUGGGAUAUAAAAUGUAAGAAUGUUCAUGCAGUACUAUUUGCCAUGUUGGCAUUGGAGGAGAGUUGGUUUCUGUAAUAUAAACUGCUGUCCCAUUCAAACAAUGAUCUCUCUAAUUGAACCAUGUUUGCUCUGGCUGGGGAAAAUUGAAUUAUGAUUCCAUGGACCAAGCCCACACUGCCAGAGGAAAUAAAUGGCGUGGGAUAAAUCCAUUCCAGUACAUUUCUAGUGUGCUUAUAUCUUUUCCGUUAUCAGUGUCACAUUUUGAUUUUCAGCUCUCUUCCCCCCUCCCCUUCGCCACCUUUUUUUUUUAUUAUUAUUAUUAUACGUAAACUUGCUGUUACAUCUCAUUAUACAACAAAUUCAGCAUUUUGAAUGCUUCUCCAGCAUUGGCAUGAUUGCUGCUUAUGGGUUUUUGUAAUUGUAUUUCAUGCAUGACUUCCUGUUUAAAAAUUAUUCUUGCAUGUAGUGUAUUGAAGUCUUGUGUUAUCGUAAUCAUUUUGUGCAUUUGAUUGAGACGACCUCUGCCGGGGUCCUGUAGACUUGAUAAUCUAAGGUUUAGUAGUUUGUUUCACAAGUUUUAUCUGUCUAUAUGAUUAAGACUUGCUUGAGCAGGAAACAUUUUAAUUAACUGACAUUUGUUCUUCAUUUUUAAACAAGAUUUAUUUACCUCCAUUUCAUUCCCAUAAAUCUAUAAAUCAUUAGCUAAAAGUAGCCUGCACUUUGAAACCUCGAAUCAUACAGAAUACAGUCCCCUGCAUGAUCAUAAGGACCUUUCAUGGUAGACAUGUUUCAUGGCACCAAGAAAUGACAUUGCAAGAUAUUCUAAACAAAAAUUUUUUUUAAAUUCUUGCCAUCCACCUACAUCAUUGUGAUCUAAAUGUGUGGGAGACUUUAUUAAGCAGUCAAAAAUGUUCUGAAAGAAAAUUAAAAAGUAAAAAAUUUUCCUGGAUCCUUAUAGUGCUUUUGCUGAAACUGCCUUUGUAUCUUUGUGAUUUCCCAUCAUUUGGUGAUUUUUUUUGUUUGUUAUUUUUUUUUUUAAGAAGAGGGAAAUCUAAUGUGAAAUGCAUUGCCAAGGCCAGUUUGUAAAAACCAUAUAUAGCUGCUUUAAUAAUUUGAGCAAAGAUGUAAAUCAGUCAAAGGUAUUCACUUUAGCACACAUCUCAUAUGGUUAGUAUGCAUUUCAUGUGGUUUAGUUGAAGCUGCUGCUGACAGCGUGGUGUUGGAACAGUUCCUAUGCUGUAUGUUGGUCUACAGAAUGCUGCUGCAUCUUUUGUACAUAUAGUCUGUUGACCACCCGCAAUACAUGUAUUUGCAUAACGUUCAGUAGAUAGGGCAUUUGCAUAUUUAUUGUCUUUUCUCCUGUUUUUAUUUUUUUGACUUUGUUAAUAUUUUUGACAGGAUGUUACUGUAAAUUUCACUAUAUAGUAAUUUUUUUUUUUGUUUGCCUUGCAUAUUUUGUCUUGUGUAGUUCCAGAAUGUCAAAGCAGGUUCAGCAUUGGCAGCAAAACAUAGGACAUUUGGCUCCUUGUUCAAAUAAUUUUAUUGCAAAUGUAUACUUAAAAGCAAUGCGAGGCUAUACUUGGUUUCUCACUGCCAGAGAUAUGUUUGGGGAAAAUACACUGUCUUGUAGUGGAUGUGCCACCAUUGGAUUCUCAGUUUAUCAUUGUUGCAUUACUACCUAACAGGCCAGUGACUGUGGCAUCAGGGUUUAACAUUAUGCUGGGUCAGUAUUCUCUUGUUCCUGGCAUUUGUUUGCAUCCCCUUUGCUUGGGUGCAUGUUUAUGCUUAUUUUUAACUCAUGUAGAUGUUUGGGUUUCAUUGGAUUUCAGAGUUCUUGAUACUCAAAACAGAAAAAUUUUUCUUGGAAGACAAGCAAGAUAUUAUCAGUAUAAGUGGUGGCACAUUAAGUAAUUAAGGUGAGAUUUUUCCAAAUAUCAGUAUCUGAAUUUUUAAAACAAUUACUAAAUAAUCUACUUUGAGCAUGAUAAAAUACUCUUUUUUUUUUCAAAAGAUAAAAAGCGUUUGGUGCAUUUUUUGUAUUUUGAUUCUUGCUGCAGAUCAGCCCACCUUCUCAUGCUUUGUAUUGAAUAAUUGUUCUCAUUUGUUGUAUAUACUGCAGUUGUAUUUGAACACAUGACUGCACAUUUUAUGUACAGUAUGGCCAGCUAUUACCACCCCCUCCUCCUUUCAACCGGAACAUGCCCACCGUUUGUGCGUAUCCAGUUUCUUAAAGCAUGCAUUAUAUUUUUAUCAUGCUUUUGCAGUUGCACAUCUAAGCCUUAUAUUGAUGAAUAUGCUGCUGCAUUUUGAUACCAUAUUCAUUUCAUGCCUAGACUUUAUAUAACAUUUUCAUUUCAUCAUAGGUUUUAUAUACUAUUUUUAUACUUGACAAAGCAAAAGCAAAAUGAAAAAAAAAAAACUUCCCCUAUCCCUCAGCUAUGCAUCUUUGCACAUGUACCAGUAUUGCCUCAUCAUGUAUACAGUUCUAUCCACUUAAUUGAAGACUCCCCAAAAAAGUCUGACUUGCAGCUCACAGGCCACAUGCAGAUGUAAAGCUUUUCGUUAAUGGAUUCGGUAUCUGAAGUGAAUGUUUAGCAAAUCAGACACUUGCUCACGAGUACUUGGUGGUCUUGUCUUCUGCCAAGUAACUUGCAGCCAGAAAUGUUGACUGUUAAUUAAAAAAAGAUUUCAGGAGAUACAGGCUUAGUAUGUUGAGUGCUGUGAGUGGCAAGGGUCCAAAUGUCCAGUGACUUCCUGUUUUGUUAGGAAUUUUAUUUUUUGGUGUAUUGUGGAUAUUGGGUGCUUCAUAAUCAAAAUUUUUUGUCAGAAAAGUAUUUUGAAGAGAGAGUAGGUCUUGUCUUGAAGGCAAGACAAGGCACAGCUUGCAUGUGCUGAUUUAUACCAGUGGCUACCAUUGUGUUGAAAGGCAUAUUGGACAAAGCACAUGCUUUCUUCUCAUCCAUAGCUUCUGUAUCACCUCAUUGCAUUGUAGCAAUAAAGCAUCGCACUUGACUGGUUAAUAUGUACAAUGUAGACUUCAUUGACUUGUUGACUGUUUUUCACUACAGAAUCAAUUAAAAGAGUGUACAGUAAAUA
Messenger RNA from Pomacea canaliculata, 13404 nucleotides. Its product is annotated as neurogenic locus notch homolog protein 1-like. Lineage: Eukaryota; Metazoa; Mollusca; Gastropoda; Architaenioglossa; Ampullariidae. The transcript has 32 exons. The record is from RefSeq and is a predicted model, not a curated record. Bases 1000 to 7794 code for a protein of 2264 amino acids. Gene Ontology annotation, biological process: regulation of developmental process; cell differentiation; Notch signaling pathway. Gene Ontology annotation, molecular function: calcium ion binding; Notch binding. Gene Ontology annotation, cellular component: plasma membrane; protein-containing complex.